This is a messenger RNA of Zasmidium cellare ATCC 36951, 297 nucleotides long. RefSeq lists its product as uncharacterized. Gene Ontology annotation, molecular function: ATP binding; ATP hydrolysis activity. The transcript has 2 exons. The record is from RefSeq and is a predicted model, not a curated record. The annotation marks the transcript as partial. NCBI's taxonomy places the organism in Eukaryota, Fungi, Ascomycota, Dothideomycetes, Mycosphaerellales, Mycosphaerellaceae.
GGCGUCGGUAAGACUUUAACUACUAAGAGCUUAGCUAAACACCUUAAGCGGCCGCUCUAUCUAGUAAGAGCGUAUCCCGUUAAAAAUUGUUUACUCGAACUAACUUAUACGGUUAAAGGUAACGUAGUCCUCUUACUCGACGAAGCCGAUGUCUACCUAGAAAAGCGAACUACUAAAAAUGUAGCCCGUAACGCACUUAUGUCCGUAUUCUUACGCGAACUCGAAUUCUUCGGUAGCCUUCUUAUUCUUAUAACUAAUCGACUCGAUAACUUUAAUAGCGCUAUUCUAAGUAGACUG